AGACUGACACAACAGAGCUCAACAUAUACAAGAAACCUCCAAUCUACAGGCAGAAAGAGCACCACUCCAGCGCCCACCACGGGAAGCAUCUCAUAGAGGAUCUGAUCAUCGAAUCCUCCAAGUUCCCGGCGGCGCAGCCCCCGGAUCCCAACCAGCCUGCCAAGAUAGAGACCGACUACUGGCCGUGCCCCCCAUCCCUGGCUGUCGAGGAGACAGAGUGGAGGAGGCGGAUGGCCUCAAAGAGAGGGGAGGAGGAAGAGGAGGACCUGACAGAGGAGAUGAAGAACCUGCGGGAGCUCCAGAAGCAGGAGCUGAGCAAGAUCACCUCCAACCUUGGGAAGCUGAUCCUGAAGGAGGAGAUGGAGAAAUCUCUUCCCAUCCGGAGGAAAACCCGCUCUCUGCCGGACCGGACGCCUUUCCACACAUGCCUCCUGACGGGGACCUACAAGAGCUCCUCCCUGCCCGCCUCCGGCAGGAGCACCCUCACCCGGCUGCAGUCAGCAGAGUUCAGCUCAGCAGGCAGCGAGAAGAGCAGCCCUGGUUUGUCCCCCCAGAACGGCCAGCGUGGACGCAUGGAUAGAGGCAAUUCCCUUCCCAGCAUGCUGGAGCAAAAG
Molecule: messenger RNA, 614 nt
Organism: Nestor notabilis (Kea)
Lineage: Eukaryota; Metazoa; Chordata; Aves; Psittaciformes; Psittacidae
Gene: DMTN
Product: dematin actin binding protein
Exons: 7
Biological process (GO): lamellipodium assembly; actin filament bundle assembly
Cellular component (GO): actin cytoskeleton; plasma membrane
Molecular function (GO): actin filament binding
Source: RefSeq, a predicted model, not a curated record